GCUGAAGCGAGCUCGCCAUUUGUCGAAGAUACCAACCCUCGUCUCGUCGUCUGUCCCGUCCUGCACUCAGACAGACUUACAAUCCGAUAUGCAUCAUUCUUAAAGGUCACCAUCACCCUCCAUAAAGCAGCCAAUGGCAAUUGUGCCUUCGAGGUGAAAAGUCAAGUCACAUCCUUUCACAGACCGUCUACGAGCCGAAAUGAUUCGUGCUCCUCGACCCACCAGUCCAUGGCUCGAGUCCCGCCAGUUCGAGUCCGGUCGAGGGUCGUGCAGGGAAUUGCAAAAGUGGAUGACAAAUGA
Molecule: messenger RNA, 300 nt
Organism: Protopolystoma xenopodis
Lineage: Eukaryota; Metazoa; Platyhelminthes; Monogenea; Polystomatidea; Polystomatidae
Source: the annotation of a GenBank genome assembly